This is a messenger RNA of Spinacia oleracea (spinach), 1526 nucleotides long. RefSeq names its product fasciclin-like arabinogalactan protein 4. Gene Ontology annotation, cellular component: plasma membrane. The coding region runs from base 143 to 1438 and encodes 431 amino acids. The record is from RefSeq and is a predicted model, not a curated record. NCBI's taxonomy places the organism in Eukaryota, Viridiplantae, Streptophyta, Magnoliopsida, Caryophyllales, Amaranthaceae. Gene Ontology annotation, biological process: mucilage biosynthetic process involved in seed coat development; abscisic acid-activated signaling pathway; multidimensional cell growth. The transcript has a single exon.
UUAGUCCUCCUACUUUCAUGUUCUCCUCCAACAACAUCACCAUCAUCAUCAUCAUCAUCAUCAUCGUCAUCAUCCUUCUCCUUCAUCUUCAUUUUCUCACUCCUCUUUCUCAGUUCACUUCACUUAAUCUCACUCCUCAAACAUGGUAGCUCUACCUAACCCCCCUCUAAUUUCCCAUUUAACCCUCACCACAUUACUCAUCUACUCCCUCCUUUCCACCUUCUUUCUCCCUAUCUACACCUUCAACAUCACUCAGAUUCUCUCUCAUUACCCAGAUCUCUCUGAUUUCACCUCCCUCCUUACCACCGCCGGUAUCUCCGAUGACCUCAACCGCCGGACUUCCCUCACUAUCUUAGCUGUCCCUAACUCCUAUCUCCGCUCCACCGCUAAUUUCCCGGCGGAAUCUCCGUCCACUCUCGCUGACGUCAUCCGCUACCACAUCUUAUUACAGUACCUCACUUUCGCCGAUCUCCGGCGAAUCCAAUCCGCUGGAACCCUAGUCACAACCCUAUUACAAACAACCGGGAGAGCUCCUGAUAACCUCGGAUCCCUCAACGCCACCUUCAACCCAUCAAAUGGCGGUGUCUCCUUCCACCCCCCGAACAACAACUCGGUCUCUUGCAACAUCCUCUCCCUUCUCAAAACGGUACCGUACAAUCUGUCAAUCUUCACCGUUGACUCCCUCCUCGUUCCGUACGGGUUCGAUCUGAUGGCUUCCGAGACACGCCCCCCUCCUCCAGGGUUGAACAUCACGAAGGCGUUAUUCGACGGCCACGAUUUUAACGUCGCGGCUUCGAUGCUUUUAGCUUCAGGGGUAGUUCAAGAAUUUGAAGACGAUGAAGGAGGUGCUGGAAUUACCCUUUUUGUCCCAACCGAUGAAGCCUUCGCAAACCUUCCACCAAAGGUUCAAUUACAGGCAUUGUCGGCAGACCGGAAAGCUUUGGUUCUGAAAUUCCAUGUCCUACACUCGUAUUACCCACUGGGUUCGCUUGAGUCGAUUGUAAACCCGGUUCAGCCCACUUUAGCUACGGAAGAUAACGGUGCUGGAAGCUUUACUCUUAAUAUAUCUCGGGUUAAUGGUUCGGUUGCAAUUAAUACGGGGAUAUUACAAGCCGUGGUGAUCAGAACCGUUUUCGAUCAAAACCCUGUUGCAAUUUUUGGGGUUUCGAAUGUACUUUUGCCAAAGGAAAUCUUUGGAGACAGCAAAGAUGUAAACUUGAGGAGCGGGGGUGGGAGUCUGAGUGGGCCGUAUAUGGGGGCGGCCCAACCCCCAUUCAUUGGGCCGGCACCGGAGAGUUCACCCGGUGAUGGGUAUGGUGGGCCCAGCCAUUUAUCGUCGCCGCCGGGGUUUCGAGAAGGGAACGCAUCGGAGGGACUUGGAAGAAAUUGGAGUUGGAUGAUGUUUUGUAUAGCAUUGUUAUGUGUAUUGAUAUCAUAAAAGUCCCAAGACAAAAUGUGGUUGAUUGAUUUUGAUCCUUCUUCUCAAUUUCUUGGUAUAUAAUUAUAAUUCAUUUGAUUUGAUUUGA